AUGACAAUUCCGUACGCAAAAAUGCGAUUGAUAUAAAUGUAACCUGUAGAUUCAGACGAGUUAAAUAUGUGUUUGUGCGUAAACGCUGUUUUUAGGUGAACGCGAAGUGAGAUUAAUGAUGGAAAAAUAGCAGUUUAAAGCGAACUGGAUCUCAGUGAUUUUGUAGAAUGGAGCGAAUAUUUUUUCCUGGCAAUCUUUACGUCCGGGCGUCUUUGCUCUGGUGCGUUCAGUGCAAUGAAGGAAAUGUUUUUUAGCCACGGGCUGUCGUCUCUUUUGGGAACGAGUGCGCGUCACAAGGGCUGGAGAGAGCGCGCAGAGCUUUUCCUCGCGGUGCUACCAGUUGCUGUCUAAGCGACUCGGUUUGAUUUCCUGAAGUGACAUUAUCGGUGCCAGAAUGAGUGGUUAUUAUCUGUUAUUAGCCAUCUUUAUUUGUCUAAAUUUAAAAAAGGCAAAAAUACGCCGCGCGCAGUGAAUAGUCUGUGCGUAAAUGUUAAACCGUGAAGCAUUUCUCUGGUUGGGCGACGGUGUUUACGUUACAUGAUUGUCUGUGUUUUUGCUUUUCAGUAGGCGAGAGGUGGGGGUGGAGGUGUUGUCGGGGUGAGCGACCCGUCUUUAGAUUUUAGGGUGUGUAGAUUGAGGCGCGUAAAUAUGCGCUUUCUCUCGCGCUCGCGGGUUAAAUAAUUAACCCACGUGAACCACCUUUUGUAUCCAGGUGAUCCACGGUUCCUUUCCUUCCCCGAAGCCAACACCUCACUCCCGCUCCACGUGCGCUCGCUCGCUCGCUCGCUCGCGCUGACACGCAAAGCCACGCACCACAAGUGGAAAUUGUUGCUCUGGCUCCGCUCUGAGAGGAAAGAUCAGAGAUUAAGGGGGUAACCCAAAUGCUCCGAGGGUUUAGGGCUUUGUGACUUUCAUUGUGCGUGAGGGUUACUUUCCGGAUAUGGAGGAAUGAGCGCAGAAAUGAAGGGUCAGUGACGUUCGCUGGCCGCUCGUCUGCGCCGAGACUGCACGUAUAUAUUAAAAAUCCUUCACUUACUUCACUAUACAUUUAUUUGUGGCGGGGGGUGUUGGAUAACGGUUUUGAACCUUAACCCCGUUCGUGCACUAUAAUCGCGGUGCACACGCAUCUUGCUGGAGAGGCCACGCACAAAGGAGCACGGAGGUUUGAAAGGAGGUUUGUUAAAAGAAGAGUGACUGAUGGAGCAUGACCGAGCGAGUAAACAGGGACCACCGGGGUCCUUAAAUCCACUCAACAGUAGCAGCAGCGCAAUAUCAACAAUAACAGAAAUAAGACAAUUAACAGCUGAAUUUUAUUGCUUUCUUCUUUUCUUUCAAAUCUUACAUUAAAUCGAAAUGAAUUUAAAUUUCAGAUGAAUGAAUUUAAAACCAACAUUUUACGCCAGUGCCUUAAAUGUAUUUUUACGUCUGGGAAUUCUGAAAUAGCACAUUUUAAAAUAUUAAUUUGUAGUAGUGCAAUUAUGUAGCCGUUUAGUUUUAUAAUUUAAUAUUUGCUUUUAAAGGUGCAUUUUGCUGUCACGUGGGGAACAUUUGUCAGGCUGUAAUAUCGAGACCACGCUCAGUCUCGUUUAUUUUUCUUCCCUCUUGCCUGUUUUUCUUGCUUUCACUAAAACCUCUCCUGGUUGACAUCAUUAUAUUGUCAUCUUUCUCGGGCCUGAAGCCACGUGGCCUGGACCAGCGUAACCGUUUACUGACCAUUGUGAUAUCCCGUUUACCCUAUUACCAAAGACGCAUGGAUCCGUCCGAGUGAUCUCGCUCCCUCAGGCCCUACGCAGAGGGCUAUAUCAAGCUAAGCUCUAAUUAAAAUAAAACAGCAAAAGGACGAUUGAAUGAUUAAAUCGUUAGUCUCGCCGCGGGAAGUGGUAUUUCGUUUUCCCUUUCAAUUAGAGGUUGAUUGGGCUUUUCAGGGGAGGUCAGCUGUGAAAUCUGGAUUAUAUAUGCGCAAACUCAAAAACGCUCUCCUCUCGCGGCCGACGCACGGGCUGCUUGACUGCGUGUUCGGCGUGCGAAAUGUAACGCAACAGCUACAAACGCGUCCACUUGCAGCGGUUUAGCGCUGACAUUUUCUUAAUCCUCACCCGCACACAGAGUCUUGGCCAACUGAUCCAGCACCACCAGCAGACGGCGAUAACUGCGCUUUGCCCCCGACGAUCUGGCGUCAUUAUAUGGCUCAUCCAUCCUUACUUCUUCACUUAGACCAACAGUGUUUUACCAAAUCUCUUUCACGUCAUCUUCUGUGCUGAGGCCAUUAUUACAUCCCUGGAGAGGGAGACAAAGAGAGAGAUUGUCUGUAAAUGGAUAUUGAGGGGUUUGUGAGCAUCGAGUCGUCUGGAAUUGAAUUAUUUUGGUGGUGCUUGAAGGUUAUUUCCAGUGCAUAAACAUGCACUUGGGCGCAGACUUCUGUGACGCUCGGUGACUGUGAGAGAAAUCUGUUUCAGAUGGAAAAAAAAAAGAUUUCACUCACAAACCGCUCCUUGAUGUGGAAGCUGCGUUUCGGUGUGUUUUUAAUUCGGAACGGGACUAUGUAUUUUUCAAAAAAUAUGUCGAGAUGUUUGAGUCAUCGUAAUCACAGGCUGCACCCACUGUUUGGCCGCUAAAUCACCGCUAACACAUCUUAGUUAUUUUGGUUUAGUUGGAGUCUCAGAGCGUGUUUGGAAAUUUCAAAUGCCUUGUGCUAUUUGUGGGAUUGACCCUCCUCUUUGCCUCCUCCCUCUCCUCCUCCUCCGGUGUGUUCUUCCUCUAUGGUCCUCUAGUCACCUGACCAAACGCCAUGCAAAUCAUUCCGCUGCUACUACCUCAUUGGCCGCUUGUGGCUCAUUUAACCGCUGUCAGUGCGCAUCAUAUGGCCGCCGCUUUAACCAACUUCUCAACUCCGACAGGGAAAGUGGCUCAAAUACGCAUUCUGUCACAGUGGAUGUGAACCAAGCCAGGCGAAGACGAGGUGAAAUACUGGUUGGAAAACCUUUUACGUACGCUUUCGGAUUAUUUGUCUCGAAUUCUAUUCGUUUGGGGUUAGAACGUAUAUUUUCGAACCCAUUCAUCCGGUGCGCACCCGAUCCUGCGCGCGCCUGACGUAUCUUGAAAUAGACUUUUUUUUUUCUCUGUUGGUGGCGACUUUUAAAACCGGGUGAAUGUAUAGCAUGAUGAUGGAAACUGACCUUCAUUCCCCCGUCCCCCAAACGAACACGACCACGGGGCAAACGGGGCCGAAUAGCGGGUCCAAAGCGAACCAGGAGCGCGUGAAGAGACCGAUGAACGCGUUCAUGGUGUGGUCCCGCGGGCAGCGGAGGAAGAUGGCACAGGAGAACCCCAAAAUGCACAACUCUGAGAUCAGCAAGCGGCUGGGCGCCGAGUGGAAGGUGAUGUCCGAGGCUGAGAAGCGCCCUUUCAUUGACGAGGCGAAACGGUUGCGAGCCAUGCACAUGAAGGAGCAUCCGGAUUACAAGUACCGGCCAAGACGGAAGACCAAGACGCUGCUGAAAAAGGACAAAUAUUCCCUCGCCAGUGGACUGCUUUCUGGGCCCACUGCCGGUGGUGGAGUUGGUUUAGGGGUCGGCAUGAGUUCAUCCGGGGUCGGGCAGAGGUUAGAGAGCCCCGGGGGUCACGGAGGCUCCGCCGGCUCCGGCUACGCGCACAUGAACGGCUGGGCGAACGGUGCGUACUCGGGGCAGGUGGCUGCGGCCGCGGCGGCCGCGGCUAUGAUGCAGGAGGCGCAGCUAGCCUACAGCCAGCACCCGGGCAGCGGAGCGCACCACCACCACCACUCGCACCACCACCACUCACACAACCCGCAGCCCAUGCAUCGCUACGACAUGACAGCGCUGCAGUACAGCCCCAUCUCGAACUCUCAGAGCUACAUGAACGCUUCUCCGUCCGGCUACGGCGGGAUCACCUACACACAGCACCAAGGCUCCGGCGUCUCCUCCUCGGCUGCCAUGGGGACGUUAGGGUCGCUGGUGAAGUCGGAGCCGAGUACUUCUCCGCUGUUGGAAUGGCAUCUGCACUGAAACUUUAUGCCCGGAGUGAAGCGUCCGUCGUGGCUAUCUCCAGUGGACAUGGAUCGCCGCGGGAGGACUGCGAUUAACAGAUAGCACCGCGUCUCUGCUGCUGGCAGGCCGUCAUUACGACGGGCACUUAGAGACGGGUGCUGUUGGUGAAAAGACCUUUUGGAAAAUGUCAGCAACAGUCAGAGCCCUAAAUUCCUUUCACUUGCUCGUCCUCCUGUGAUGCUACCUGCGCUAAACCCCUUAAUUACACGAGCCUCUUCCCCUAACGCUCAAUGUUAGUGUCUGCUUUCAGGGAGCGCUCUUAUUUUGUUAGGUUGGACCUCACAAAAUGGAACACAGACCUAUAUUUCACCCAGCUCAGCAGAAAUAAACACACCAAAAACAAAACAGCCACAAACCCACAGCAGCUCAGUCCCCGUCCCGUUCCACUGGAGCCGGCUUCACCGUCUUAAUACUCUUAGUCCCUCAGUUGGCAUGUUUUCCAAGAAUUCACUGCAUUUUCAGAUUUGUAAAAUCCGUCAAAAUGCCUGUAAUGAAUCUUUCUACAGCCUGGAAUGUAUUUAAUGUGCUGUUUGACCAGCCCAACAGAAAACGUGCAGCUCCUUCUGCUUCCCUCUGGGACUCUAGCUCAUCCCUCAGGAAACACUGAAACAGGCCAUUCAGGACCACGUUCUAUCAAGCAGAAACCAUUAAGCAUUAAUCUGGGUAUACAUUCAGGUCCUAAUCAGAAUAUUUCCCCUCAGCUCUUAUAUUUUGCAGUUUGAUCAUUUAUUUGUCUUUGCUGUUGUUGUUUCAUGUACAGUACAAUAGCUUUCGCUGAAAAAACCCCAACAACUAAUAAACAAACUCUUAAAUCAAA
Betta splendens (Siamese fighting fish) is the source of this 4884-nucleotide messenger RNA. RefSeq names its product SRY-box transcription factor 1a (gene sox1a). Gene Ontology annotation, biological process: anatomical structure morphogenesis; regulation of DNA-templated transcription; cell differentiation. Gene Ontology annotation, molecular function: DNA-binding transcription factor activity, RNA polymerase II-specific; RNA polymerase II cis-regulatory region sequence-specific DNA binding. The coding region runs from base 3150 to 4025 and encodes 291 amino acids. The transcript is spliced from 3 exons. Lineage: Eukaryota; Metazoa; Chordata; Actinopteri; Anabantiformes; Osphronemidae. The record is from RefSeq and is a predicted model, not a curated record.